Messenger RNA from Mugil cephalus (flathead mullet), 2305 nucleotides. RefSeq names its product solute carrier family 39 member 1 (gene slc39a1). Gene Ontology annotation, cellular component: plasma membrane. The coding region runs from base 164 to 1075 and encodes 303 amino acids. Lineage: Eukaryota; Metazoa; Chordata; Actinopteri; Mugiliformes; Mugilidae. The transcript has 4 exons. Gene Ontology annotation, biological process: zinc ion transmembrane transport. Gene Ontology annotation, molecular function: zinc ion transmembrane transporter activity. The record is from RefSeq and is a predicted model, not a curated record.
AACUGUUUUUUUCGUUUUUACUGACAUGAAGUGGAUGUGAUUCCUUGUCUUACAACAUUAGUUGUUAUCGUCUGAUGGAGAGGACAUGCUUCACAGCUAACCAAAUUAUUUGUACAGCCAGGUUGUGGACUUCAAUCUUAAAACUGACUCUUAAUGCUCCGAAAUGGAAUAUCUGCUCCAGGUGAAAAUAGGCGCUCUGGUCGGUUUAUUGCUGCUAACUCUUCUUUUUGGAUUCAUCCCUGCUCGAGUCAAAUGGUUCAGAAACACAAACGGGACAGAAACACACCGAACAGUUCUGAGUUUGAUCAGCUGCUUUGCCGGCGGGGUUUUCCUGGCAGCAUGUUUGCUGGACAUCAUCCCAGAUUAUUUGUCGGAUGUCAGGGAUGUGCUGGAUGCUCAAAAGGUGGAGACCAGCUUUCCCCUUCCAGAGUUCAUCAUGGCUGCCGGCUUCUUCCUAGUCCUCAUAGUGGAGAGGAUAGUCUUGAACUUUCGGGAGAUGAGAGGGUCUCGUGAGGAGAGGUCUCCGCUCAUGGCCGACAACAGGAACGGGCACGGGCACGGGCACAGCCACGGAGCAGCCGAUCUGGAGAGCAGCGGCCACCACGUCCACGUUGACUUUCAGGCUCACUCUCCCUUUCGUUCCUUCAUGCUCUUCCUCUCUCUUUCGCUCCAUUCGGUGUUUGAGGGUCUUGCCAUAGGCCUGCAGAGCACCGACUCAAAGGUAUUAGAAAUCUGCAUUGCUAUUCUUGUCCACAAGAGCAUCAUAGUGUUCAGCCUGUCUGUGAAGCUGGUCCAGAGCGAAGUUCGUCCACUGUGGGUCGCCGCGUACAUCGGAGUGUUCGCCGUGAUGUCACCUCUAGGCAUCGGCAUCGGCAUCAGCGUGGUGGAGGCCCAGCUGGCGUCCGGAGCUCUGAUCCAGGCCGUCCUCGAGGGGCUCGCCGCGGGGACGUUCGUUUACAUCACCUUCCUGGAGAUCCUCCCGCACGAGCUCAACUCCCCCGGGAAGCAGCUCCUCAAGGUGCUCUUCAUCCUGCUGGGCUUCUCUGUCAUGGCGGGGCUGACGUUUGUGGGCUGAGACUGAAACCUGCGGGCCGUUUCAUUUCACAUCCGUCACGAUGUGACUUGUACGAUUUGUGCCAUCUACUGCAGCUCCCAUUAAUCUGUGGGUCACUUCAUUUUAGAGAAUCAGAAUCAGAUUUAAUUCUGCACUGUUACGUCCAACCGUCAUAGGGAGCAUGACAAAGCAUGUUGGUCUUUUAUUACUUUCAGUAUGCUUUUAAUGAUUUUAUGGUCAGAAGAACCACUGAGUAGAAGAAAAAGAGUCUCCUAACUUUGAAAGACACUUUGAACCUGCAAAUCAAACUGCUGUCCUUUUAUGUUUUACAUUAUUAAGAAGACAAACGAAGGGCAAUUCAGUUAAACUGAUCAAAUUGUUUAUUAAUUAUUACCUCCACAUCUUUAAUGUUUACAUGACGAGUCUUGUUUCCUUAAAGGUACCGAGCUGACUCUGCCUUGACUUUUGUUGAAGUAUUCUAAGUAGGUCUAUUUGCAAAAUGUAGAUUUUUUUUUUUUUUUUUUAGUGCUUUUAGAAAGCUUUUAAACGGCGAAUCUGAUGUGGUGCUUCUACAUUCGUCCAGACAUGUGUGAAAUGACUGACUUUUUAUCGUGGACAAAUACCGAAGCUAGAAUGAGUCAUCACAUUGAGGAGCGCAAUAUAAACUCAAACUGCUGCCUGAUAACAUUUUACAAGCCACUGUAAAGUGCAAUAUGGACCAAGAAACCCAAAUAUUAUUUCUGUCACGGUCCUAUGUGAAGGGACUUUAAUGAAAAACUGAAAACCAAUAUGUUUAAAUGCUUUAAUCAUUCAGCCUGCUUACACUCGCAGGGAACUACAGAGACAAUGCAUGGACUUAUAGCCUUAAACAUUUUGUAUUUAACUACAAUUCCUGUUUCACUCUGUCAUAUGACUCUCAUCGGGUCAAACAGCGGGUACACAAUGGGUGUGCGUGGCUUGGUUGUCAUGAAAAAAAAGGGAACAUGUCAGCAUAAUGUUGAUUCUUAUGCAGCAUGACUCAAUUUUUUUUUUGGCAGCUCUUAUGUUCACCCAAAUAAACAGAUACGACUAUUUCACUCCAGUGUUAAUCUGCCACAUGCUACAGCACCAACAUGUACACUGUGAUAUGUACAGAAAUAAUCACCACCUGUUUCUAAGCAGAACUGCAAGUAUGAUUGUGUGCCUUAUUGUCAUUCAUCUCAUGUUGUGUAAAUCUGAUCAGAGUAAAUAUAUUAUCACACUACAACUCAA